UCGAAGCACAUGCGGGAGAUGAUGGGCUACUUCGAUAAGUCGGAACAGCGCCAGGAGGCAUUCGUCAUGUUCUUCAGCCGAAUAACCGACAUGCACAAUCUGAAGUUGUGCAGCGUGCGCUUUGGCGAGGAUGAGGAGGUCUACAACUUGCGCUACCGCCUCGGGCAG
Messenger RNA from Symbiodinium sp. CCMP2456, 168 nucleotides. NCBI's taxonomy places the organism in Eukaryota, Dinophyceae, Suessiales, Symbiodiniaceae. The record is from the annotation of a GenBank genome assembly.